Mya arenaria is the source of this 1897-nucleotide messenger RNA. RefSeq names its product actin-5-like. The record is from RefSeq and is a predicted model, not a curated record. Bases 149 to 1297 code for a protein of 382 amino acids. The transcript has 2 exons. NCBI's taxonomy places the organism in Eukaryota, Metazoa, Mollusca, Bivalvia, Myida, Myidae.
UUUAAGCUAAAACCAAUAUCUAUAUUUAGUGAUGUAGGUUAGUAUGGCUGACACAAUAAAGAAUUUGUAAUCGAUUGUCAAAUAGAGACAUGUUUUAGAAAGUAACUGCGAAUUAUAUCAUUAUCAGAAGGAAUUUAUCGCGGACACAAUGAGCAGCUCAGAGGAUGAUAACGAUAUUUCCGCUAUUGUUAUUGACAACGGUUCAAGAAUGUGCAAGGCGGGUUUCGCUGGAGAUGACGCGCCGAGAGCGAUUUUCCCGACCGUUAUCGGACGGCCCGGGCCGUGGUACGAUUUUGUGAUGAUGGGAAAGGAUAGGAAAGACACGUACAUCGGUGAUGAAGCGCAAAGCAAACGUAUCGCCCUUUCCUUGAAGUAUCCGGUGGAGCGUGGCAUCGUCACCAACUGGGAUGACAUGGAACAGAUUUGGCACCACGUAUUCUACGACCAGCUCCGUGUUGCGCCCGAAGAACAUGCGGUGCUUCUGACGGAUGCGCCGCUCAAUCCUAAAGCCAACCGCGAGCGUAUGACGGAAAUUAUGUUCGAGACUUUCAAUGCUCCUGCGUUCUACAUCGGCAGUCAAGCUGUUAUGUCCAUGUAUGCGUCAGGGCGUACGACCGGGGUUGUUUUCUACUCUGGAGACGGCGUUUCACAUGUGGUUCCAGUUUACGAAGGCUACGCGCUACCCCACGCGGUAAAUUGUGUUAAUCUAGCGGGACAGGAUGUGACAAAUUAUCUACAAAAUAUCCUGAACGAGAGAGGAUACAGUUUCACCACUUCUUCGGAAACAGAUAUCGUUAGAGACAUUAAAGAGAAACUGUGUUACGCGGCUUUAGACUUUAACAGUGAAAUGGAAUCCGCUCCGAAUUCUUCCUCAUUAGAAAAAUGUUAUGAGCUACCAGACGGACAGCGGCUCACCAUUGGAAAUGAGCGUUUCCGGUCUGUGGAGGCAAUGUUUCAACCUUCUUUUCUAAGCAUGGAGUGCGCCGGCGUCCAUGAACUGCUAUAUAAAUCGGUCAUGAAAUGUGACAUCGACCUACGGCGUGACCUUUUGAGUAGCGUCAUUCUUUCCGGUGGCUCUACGAUGUUUCCCGGCUUCGCCAACCGGAUGAAGAUAGAGUUAGACACACUGGCUCCUUCCAGGAUUAACGUCAAGGUCAUUGCACCACCAGAGCGGAAGUUGUCAGUGUGGAUCGGUGGUUCCAUAUUGAUGUCUCUCACUAACUAUAAACAGAUGUGGAUCACAAAGCACGAGUACGACGAAAACGGCCCCGGGAUUGUACACACAAAAUGCUUCUAAAUCAUGUCCCUUGUCAUAGAAAAUGGUACUAAAUGUGACGACUCUGCCAAUAUCUAAGUCCGAUACCAUUGGCAUGGCUAUAUAUUAUGAUUUUAUUAAGCGAGAAAUAUUAAUAUGUUCAUUGUGUAAACGUGAACCGUAUUGCAGUAGAUGAUAUAUGUCAGACAUUAAUACCACAUUUAGGGUACAUGUGAAGGAGUAGUGCCAGGCAGCACGUGGCUAUAAGGGUAUGAAGCCGAUGUAAUUUAUUAACUUUACCCUGUGACAUUAAACGGGGAUUAUGUUUAAACUUUUGGCUACUGAGCUUGUUUCUGUAGUUUUUCACAUAAGUUUUGAUAUAAUAUUCAUCAUCAUGUUGUAGGUUUUCAAACUUUUAUUCACAUUGAAUGUGGAAUAUAGUAACACAGCCUUAAACUAACUCAGCAUUAUAUGUUCACUAAACCUCAUUAUGAUUGUCUUUCUUACUGUAACAAUUAUAUACUUAAUUUUAUGCAGUUACACAAUGAUAAACUACUGUCUUUCAUCGGUUAUAUAUUGAUGUUGUUUGAAUCCAGUUUUGAUAAUAAAUUAAGUUCUAAUAAAUGUUUAAAGAACAAAAGC